Molecule: messenger RNA, 1472 nt
Organism: Annulohypoxylon maeteangense
Lineage: Eukaryota; Fungi; Ascomycota; Sordariomycetes; Xylariales; Hypoxylaceae
Product: geranylgerany transferase type II beta subunit
Exons: 2
Coding region: 113-1108 (331 amino acids)
Biological process (GO): protein geranylgeranylation
Cellular component (GO): Rab-protein geranylgeranyltransferase complex
Molecular function (GO): Rab geranylgeranyltransferase activity
Source: RefSeq, a predicted model, not a curated record
AUUCACUAUUAUUCACCUUUCAGCCUUCGUCAGCUCCACCUGUUCGAGGUCUAUCCUACGCCUCCUCUUUUGCCGAUCCAAAUAUCCGACCCUUCAACGUUGAAGUUCGAAAAUGUCGGGAAUACAAAAGUUACCAGACGAGCUACAGCUUGCGACAGCAGCCCACGUAAAGUACAUACAGAGCUUAGAUACGAAGAAGGAUGAAUAUGAGUACUGGCUUACCGAACAUCUUCGCCUGAACGGACUCUAUUGGGGGCUUACCGCACUACAUUUGCUCCGACACCCCGACGCCCUGCCUCGAGACGAAGCCAUAGAUUUCGUUCUCUCUUGUCAACACGAGACCGGCGGAUUUGGUGCUGCGCCCGGCCAUGACGCACACAUGCUCUACACAGUCAGCGCCGUGCAGAUCCUUGUUCUACUCGACGCCUUGGACGAGUUAGAGAAGCGUGGCAAGGGUGACGGCAAAGCUCAAGUGGGCAAGUUCAUAGCGAAUCUCCAAAACCGGGAAACCGGCGUAUUUGCGGGCGACGAAUGGGGAGAAGAAGACACGCGAUUUCUAUAUGGCGGGCUAAAUGCUCUCUCCCUCCUAGGUCUACUGGACAUUGUCGACGUGAAUAAAGCUGUCGAUUACGUUGCGGCGUGCGCCAAUUUUGACGGUGGAUAUGGCGUUAGCCCCGGCGCCGAGAGCCACUCCGGCCAGAUCUUCACAUGCGUGGCUGCUCUCGCUAUUGCCGGCCGCAAAGACUUGAUCGAUAUUGACAAGCUAGGCAGCUGGCUCAGCGAGAGGCAAGUUGCCCGCGGCGGCUUCAACGGGAGACCAGAGAAGCAUGAAGAUGUAUGCUACAACUGGUGGGUACUGGGCAGCCUAUCAAUCAUUGACCGCGCGCAUUGGGUCGAUAGGGAGAAACUUAUCAAGUUUACCCUUAGCUGCCAAGAUACUGAAAAGGGUGGUCUGUCAGACCGUCCCGGUAAUAUGGUUGACAUCUGGCACACUUUCUUCGGCCUGACAGGCUUAAGCUUGCUGGAGUAUCCCGGUGUGGAAUACAUUGAUCCCGUGUAUGCUCUACCGAAAUCUACGAUAGAUCGUGUAUUUGGUAGGGCAGGUUAACUGCGCAACAGUUCCUGGAAAACGUCUGUCCGAUUCAUCUAUGUCGAGUCUUAUGCAAUGUUGAUAGAAUCGAGAAGACAACGUCGUUAUAAGGUGACUAUGAGUGCAUUCAUGGAAUUCAACAUCAAAAUUGAUACCUAUAUUUACCAUCUCUUGCAAUAAGCAACCUACUAGCUUGUUCUAAAUGAUAGUUAGGAUACAAGGCAAGAGUAGAUAGACUUCAGAUGUUUUCCCCCUUUGUUCGUAUUUCAUUACGUCAUACGGGCUUUGGGAUCACAUUUGUACAUUCCAUUCACUGCUUUUUAGAUCCAAUUUGAUAGGUAAUCUUCAAGUCGCUCGACUAUCAAAAAGAAACCAAGUAGAG